Monopterus albus (swamp eel) is the source of this 4604-nucleotide messenger RNA. RefSeq names its product solute carrier family 26 member 2 (gene slc26a2). The coding region runs from base 112 to 2292 and encodes 726 amino acids. The record is from RefSeq and is a predicted model, not a curated record. Gene Ontology annotation, molecular function: secondary active sulfate transmembrane transporter activity. NCBI's taxonomy places the organism in Eukaryota, Metazoa, Chordata, Actinopteri, Synbranchiformes, Synbranchidae. Gene Ontology annotation, biological process: sulfate transmembrane transport. Gene Ontology annotation, cellular component: membrane. The transcript is spliced from 5 exons.
UAGUGUAAAAUGGAUUUGAGACGGAAAGAAACUUGACUGUGUGAACACAGGCUCAGUUUAACUCCUUAACUGCGACUGCUUUGAGUUCAGGUAAGGGUUCGAAUAUGACACAUGGCAACAACUGCACAACAGCAGAAGAUGCGGCAGAGAGCAACCAGCAGCAGCCUCUCAUUCUGGAAAGAGAGCACAAAGAUGUGGGUGGGGAAAAACUGGCGGACCACCGUGUUACAUCAGCUGAAGAAACACUGCUUGUGCACCCCAAAAAUUGCAAAAUCCAAGAUACUGGGUUUUUUUCCAAUUCUGAAAUGGCUUCCACACUACCAGCUCAAGGAUUGGCUUCUGGGCGAUAUCGUAUCAGGACUGAUUGUUGGAAUCCUGUUGGUCCCCCAGUCCAUAGCCUACUCCUUACUGGCCAGUCAGGACCCCAUAUAUGGCCUCUAUACUUCUUUCUUCUCCUCCAUUAUCUAUGCCCUCUUAGGCACUUCCAGACAUAUCUCAGUGGGGAUUUUUGGGGUGCUCUGCCUGCUUGUGGGCCAAGUUGUGGACAGGGAGUUAGCUUUGGCAGGAUACCUCAUAGAAGGCAGCAGCAUCAGACAUAAUGACAGCACUGUCCCUCUGGCUGGCCCGGGGAAUAGCAGCGUUGGGAUGGAAUGUGACAGAGGCUGCUAUGCAAUCACAGUGGGAGCUACGCUUACCUUCACUGCUGGGGUUUACCAGGUGCUAAUGGGCCUUUUCCAUGUAGGCUUUGUCUCCAUCUACCUCUCUGACUCCCUUCUCAGUGGCUUCGCUACAGGAGCCUCCCUGACCAUUCUUACUUCCCAGUUCAAGUUUCUUUUGGGCCUAAAGAUCCCCAGGCCCCAAGGCUGGUUCACUCUAUUCAAGACGUGGUACAGCCUGUUCACCAACCUGGGAAACGCCAACGUUUGUGACCUGGUGACCAGUUUGGUGUGUUUGCUGAUACUGAUACCUACCAAGGAGCUCAAUGAUCGCUUCAAAGCAAAGUUAAAGGCUCCAAUUCCCUUUGAGCUCUUUGUGGUGAUAAUUGCAACACUGGCCUCUCACUUUGGCCACUUCAACACCGAGUACGGCUCCAGUGUGGCAGGCGACAUCCCCACAGGGUUUCUCCCUCCCCAGUUGCCCAAUUGGUCUCUGAUCCCCAACGUGGCUGUUGAUGCCUUCUCCAUUGCCAUCGUGGCAUUUGCCAUCACUGUGUCACUGUCCGAAAUGUUUGCCAAGAAACAUGGCUACACGGUGGAUGCAAACCAAGAGAUGUAUGCUAUCGGCUUCUGCAACAUCCUGCCAUCGUUCUUCCACUGCUUCACCACCAGCGCUGCUCUGACUAAGACUCUGGUCAAGGAGUCAACAGGAUGCCAGACUCAAAUGUCAGGGCUGGUCAGUGCCUUCAUCCUGCUACUGGUGCUUCUGGUUAUUGCACCGCUUCCCUUCAGAAGUAAGUGUGUACUAGCUGUCAUCAUUGUAGUCAACCUCCGUGGCGCUCUACGAAAGUUCACCGACAUUCCCCACAUGUGGCGUGUCAAUCGUGUUGAUGCCUCCAUCUGGCUGCUCACCAUGGCAACCUCUGCAUUUGUCAACACAGAGCUGGGGCUCCUCGUGGGGGUUUUGGCGUCAGCCUUCUGUGUCCUGGGCCGCACCCAGCAAGUCCACGUCCUGGAGCUGGGCCGAACUACAACCAGGGAACAUUAUGAGGACCUGUCGUCUUACCACGGCCUUCAAACACACCCCGGGGUGGCAGUUUAUAGAUAUGACGCUCCAAUCUAUUACGCCAAUCAGAGCUUGUUCAAAAAAUCUCUUUACAAAUGUGUAGGGCUCGACCCGGUGAAGGAGAAAACACAGCGCAUCAAGUUUAACAAGAAGAGAAGACAGCAACAUGGAGAGGAUGCAGAAGUCCCAAAUGUGAUGUCUGAGGACAAUGUUGUACAUAAAGAGGAUGACGCUGAAUCAACCACAAAUGUAACCUUGAUGCUUGAUGGGAAACCCUCUCGUAGCUUACACGGCAUAGUGAUCGACUGCAGCUCUAUCGUAUUUCUAGAUACUGCUGGAGUGAAUGCUCUGAAAGAGGUUCGCAAAGAUUAUGGAGAACUUGGGGUCAGCGUUGUCCUGGCCCAGUGUAAUACCUCAGUACUGGACACUCUGGAACGAGGAGGAUACCACCCUACCAAAAAAGAAAGUGAUGAAGGAGAGAGCAACAGUCUGUUUUUCACCAUUUCAGAUGCUGUCUGCUAUGUUCAAAGCUUCUCUGCUCCCAGCAGAGAUUGUGAUGCCAAAUUCUAAAAAGAUCCGUCCAAAUAUCUUUUUACAUGCUUAUAUCUUAUUCAGUACCAAAGUGUAUAAUUGUCUAUGUGCCUUAUAGUGCCACACUGAUGGCAGCAGUUAUGUAGUAUAGAUGCCUUCUUCAGCAGACAGUUCUUUAUCUAAUAAUGCUUCGGCAUGGCAAAUAUUUAUGUUUUCCUUAAAUGGUAAGAAACAUUGUGCUCAACCAAAGGAGAGAAAAAGGUGAAUAAAUUAAGACUGGUUCAUAAAAUGAAUGAGGUGGGUAAGCUUGGUUCAAGCAGACCAACACAGCACAGCUCCUCUACUUUCCACAGCCUUUGUGUAUCCAAACUGAAGUGCCUAUACUGUAUAAAUGCAUAGUAAUGUAAAUGUCUUCAUAUCAGGACCUUACACAUUUGCUGUUGCAGCUGGAUAACUCAUCUUCAUGCAGAGUGCACCACGAGCUCAUUCUUCUCCACAAGUUGUGGCAGCUGGUUCAUAAGAACACGUUACACCGAGUGGAGCUUCUCAUUUUGGAACAAAUCUCCUCAGCUCUGGUUUUGAAGCUGUGGUGUGUUUUUUUUUUAUUACCUGCUGUGCCGGAACUGACAAUGUCACUUCAAGGCAGUACUUUUUAACGUCUGUCCUCGAGCCACGUUUCCUGAGGCUGACAACAUUACUGACGUAGCUUUAGCCUCUUAAGUACACAGCCGAGCUGGCAGCUGAGUUAUGACCUGGGGCAAAGUUUGAGUUAAAGGUAAACAGUGUGUGCACUGAAUUCCAGGUGAGGUUUACAUCAGAACAGCUUUCUUGAGUUUCCUUUGUUGAAUUAAAUAUUGAAUUAAGCUGGUUGGACAUUUUCUUUAUAUGGAAGAGAAUGUCUAAUCAGACCAACCACAAGCCAGUUCAUGCAAAGUGCCACAGUUUGGAAUUACAGGGAGGCACCAAAGUUAUUCUCAGGAUGUUCAACCUCUGUCAAAGUAUUUGGUCUCGAGUUCUUUCUGAAAAAAGUCUUACAUCAGAACAAGCUGGUUUCAUAAGAUCCUGCUCACAUGUUUAAAAUUGCCCUCAAGAAUAAAUGAGAUAAAAUACCCAAAUACAGAUCCUAGCACAGCCUAAAUAAAGAGGUGGGGGUGUCCCUACCAACACUGAGACCAAGGCUACCCACUUGCAAACUCCCAAACAUUUCACCAGAAAAGAAAACUAAAAAAGCAAUACAAAGUAGUUUUUGCAUUAAUCCAAAAAAAAAAGAUCCACACAGAGUUUGUGUUUAUUAUACCUACAGUUUUUUUAAAGCCUUUCCUCUACAUGUUUGGUACUACAGCUGUACGAUUUACUUUCCCUUUAGACUUUAACUGUUUAACAGUAUCAAGUAAAAUCACAACUGGAUGCUGGUUGGAGCAUUCAAGGUUCACUACAGCAGUAAUUAUACGAUGAGCAGAAACUACAGAAAUAUGUGUUACAUAAAUGUGUCUGUUCUGUUUCUUACACAGGAGUUGCUGAUUUUAAAUCUUUGCUGUGGAAUACAAUAGAAGACAAUCGUAUUUUCAUAGCUUCCUUUCUCCAGUAUUUUUGCUGAUGUAACACAGCUGUGUUAUGAUCUUAUAGCCGCUUCUCGAUCCAUAAUACCGAGACCAAAUAAAAAGGAUUGUGUUUUCACCGUAGGUAAGGUCAUUUAAAAGCACCAUCUAGCAACAGUCCAUCCAUUAUCUAUACUGCUUAUCCUAACAAGGGUCACGGGGGGGACUGGAGCCUAUCCCAGCUGACAUUGGGAACCUGGAGAGCACCCACGCAGGCAAUCUCAGCACAGAAAGGCAACCGGUUGGCCGGGACUCAAACCCAGAACCUUCUUGUUGUCAGGUCCCAGCGCUAACCACUGUGCCACCAGCAACAAUUCAUCAUAUAGUAAAAUAUAGAAGAUCCAUUUUGUAUAAGCGUCCAAUCAACAAACAAAUCUAAUUAUUUGUGCCGGCCCGUGGAACAGAGCAGAGAUGCAUUAAGGUGGAAUUUGUCAUUUGUUAUGUUCAAUUCCUGCUUUAAAUUAAAAAGUCGCUGUUUAUGAUUUGCCAAUAACCAAAGGGAAAACUAAAACCUUUGCAGUGUCCAUGCCAUUGCUUUUUCCUCAAGUAGUUUAAGCAUUCAUUUACUGUUGGUUCUUUUUCAGUUGCUUGUCUCAGUGUAUUGAGAAAACGUUUAUUUUAUCAGAAAUUGUUACAUAAAUUGGAGGUUAGAUCAUCUUAUACAUUAUCUUUGUUUAAUUACUGGAAGCAUGAAAUAGUCUCAUUUCAUUACGUUUUAUUAUGUGACCAAAUUCCCAACCUGUAUUUUAGUUC